UUUAAAUUUGUGUCGAGUGUGUAAAUUGAAUUGAAGAGAAAAUGAAUCAACGUCGUCGAAUACGUGAGGAUAAGCUGGACGAGGCGGAGAUUAGGGAAAGGGGCAUCCCUGCAGCAAAGCAUCCUCGUCGCACGGAUCGCAUGGAGGUGAUGUCCAGGAUUGAGGAUCUGUUGGUCAACUUGGGUGACUACAGGGGGGACAGGGACAGUGUACAGGGUCGCAUCGAGGAUCUCAGCUACCUGGUGAGUGAUGUUCUUCCCAGCCAUAAGCCGGAUAUACUACGGACCCUGGUUGAAUGCAUCUCCAGGCAAUCAAUGCAAAGUGGCGCCUACGCGACCUUUCUGGGAUUGGUGAAUGUGAGGGAUUAUGAAUUUGGAGCCCAGUGUGUGAAUUGUUUGAUGCAACAGCUGUUGAAGUCGCUGCAUGAGGCACAGUGGGUAAUGGCAAGAAGUCUGAUGAUGUUGCUGGCAGAUCUGGUCAACACAAGUGUGGUGACAGUUGCCUCAAUGCUGCAGUUGCUCACCGAUCUUGUCAAUGUCUGCGAGGAGGAGAAUUCACCACAGAGACGUCGCGAUUUUUAUGCCUAUCUGGUGCUCAGCCCAUUGCCUUUAAUAGGACGCGAGCUCUACGAGAAGCGGGAGAUGGCAUUUCAAAUGCUGAUCAAGCGGCUGCAGCUCUACAUGAACAAGGAUCGCUGUGCGGGAGAAGGUGCGACAUUGUUGCGCAUCUGGUACAACGGGGAGAUGCCACAACAUGAGUAUCUAGUACUGCUCUGGCAGCAGAUAUUGCGACUCGAUCGGGAUCAUUGGAUCGAAAAGCAAUUGCUGCGUCCCUAUUUAGCUUUUGAUGAUACACUGAGCACAGCCUUACAGCAUCAUCUGCCCAUCUUGGAGCCGCCAGGAUAUCAACCGGAGAACGUCUCCUAUCCUCGUCCUUGGCUCAUCUUUCAUCUCUUUGAGUUGAGCGACUCACCGUCGACUCUGCGACUGCCGGAAGAGCUGGACAUUGAGCGGCAUGUCAUUGAGUCUCACAUUUUGGAGAUAUUGCAACUGCAUCAUUUGGAGAGAAAAACUUGCGCCGAAUUGUUGUCUUCAUAUAUUGUGUCGAAGCCAGAUCUUGCCGUGGAACACUGCAUUGUCGAGGUGCUGUUGGGUCAAAUGUUGCAGCUGCCCAGUCCUCCAUAUUUGACCAUCAAUUAUGGCUCCAUAAUCAUAGAACUUUGCAAACUGCGACCCAAUAGUUUCCCUCAAGUUGUCGCCCAGGCAGCCGACAUACUCUUCACCCAACUGGAGUUUAUGAACGUCUCGAGCUUGGAUCGAUUUGUCAAUUGGUUCUCACAUCAUUUAAGCAACUUUCGCUAUCAAUGGUGCUGGCAGGACUGGGAGAGUUGCACCACAGUGCCGGAUCUGCAUCCCAGUGCGAUGUUUGUGCGUGAGCUUCUCAAGAAGUGCAUGCGUCUUAGCUAUCAUCAGCAUAUUGUGCAGUUGUUACCGCAAUCUUAUGCAGCCCUGAUUCCCUUGCCGCCAGAUCCAAUUUUCAAGUAUAUCAAUGAACUGUUGCCGGGUGCCAAGUUGGCCAAGCAACUGUUGGAAGCCAUAAGGGGCAAGUCCAGUGCUUUGGCAGUUGGCGGUUUCAUCGAAGCUUCCACAGAGUUGGAUGAGAACAUCAAGAUCAAUGUAAUGAUGCAGACGUUUCUGCAUCUCGGCAGCAAGUCCUUUACACAUGUAUUUUCCAUUUUCAGCAAAUUUCAGCCAGUGAUGAAGAUGCUGGCCUACAACAAGGUCAACCAGUUGGCCAUUCUGGAGGCUCUCUCUGAAGUUUGGCUCAACAACGAUCAACUUCAGCUUGUUGUCGCCGAGAAACUGUUGAAAAUUCGAAUCGUGGAUGCCAAUGUAAUUGUCGACUGGAUCUUUGGACAAAAACACAAAUUAACUCAUAUGUAUCUUUGGGAGCUGCUCAACCUGGUUAUCAAAUUUACCAAGAAUCAUUCCCAAGACAAUGAUGAGGAGCAGCUGUCGAAUCUUUGUUGUUUUCUUCUUAAUAUUGUUCAGAGCUGCGUUAAAGUCGUAGCAGAACAUGAACAAACAUUCGAGCAGAAGGAGAUGGACUACUGGUCCGACUGGGUAUUGGGACGCCUACAAGGUGUGCUCUUCAAUUACAUCGAUGACUUUCGUCUCAUUAGCUUCAAGCUACGUCAAAUUGCAUCCGAAUUGGACAACAGCAAACGUCUGGUGAAGCUAAUUGAGAACUAUUUGGCCUACAUUCAAUAGGGCUAAUUAUAAAUAAUUGAAAUGUUAACUUUUUGUAUUAUAAA
This is a messenger RNA of Drosophila innubila, 2314 nucleotides long. RefSeq names its product nuclear cap-binding protein subunit 1-like. Bases 42 to 2270 code for a protein of 742 amino acids. NCBI's taxonomy places the organism in Eukaryota, Metazoa, Arthropoda, Insecta, Diptera, Drosophilidae. Gene Ontology annotation, cellular component: nuclear cap binding complex; nucleus. Gene Ontology annotation, molecular function: protein binding; RNA cap binding; mRNA binding. The record is from RefSeq and is a predicted model, not a curated record. The transcript is spliced from 3 exons. Gene Ontology annotation, biological process: nuclear-transcribed mRNA catabolic process, nonsense-mediated decay; mRNA export from nucleus.